UUUUCUCUAAACAUGGAGCCUCUUCCUAUCUUUGUUGGAGUCAUAGGAAAUAUCAUUUCGGUAUUGUUCUUCAUUUCUCCAAUAAAAACAUUUUGGAGAGUGUUGAAGAAAAGAUCAACAGAAGAGUUUGAUAGUCUUCCAUAUGUUUCAACAUUCCUCACAGCUUCUUUAUGGGCUUAUUAUGGUCUCAUUAAGCCUGAUGGCUUUCUCAUUGUUACUGUCAAUAUCUUUGGACUUUCCCUCCAAAUCUGUUACCUCAUCAUCUUCCUUCUCCUUUCACCUCCACACAUGAAAGUUAGAACAGCAACCUUAGUGGCAAUUUUGGAUGUUGGAUUUGUGGGAGGAACAAUAUCGAUAUCGUAUUUCAUGUUACAUGGAAACUCUCGAAUCAAUGUCAUUGGACUCAUUUGUGCUGCUCUUAACAUUAUAAAUUGCAGUUCACCUCUAGGAAUAGCUAGGAAAGUGGUGAGAAGUAAAAGUGUGGAGUAUAUGCCAUUCCUUCUGACUUUGUGCAUAUUUUUGAACUCUGGGGUUUGGACUUUCUAUGCUCUUCUUGUCAAAGAUCCAUUCAUUGGAGUACCAAAUUUGAUUGGAUUCCUUCUAGGAGUGAUGCAAUUGGUAAUCUAUGUCAUUUACAUGAAUGGACCUCAACCAUCACAUAUCCCCAUCUCAUUCAACAAAGAACGACACAAUUCUUUGUUACAUCAUCAUCUUCUUCCACCACCUCCCCAACCUACGUCGUCUUCAAAAGCCGAUCGACUCUAAUUAAUCUUUCGUUGAAUCGAAUCGAAUUUUUAAACUUAAAUGAAUUGACGUGUCUAUUGAUCACAAUACAUAAAUUCAAACCGAACAACUCUAAUCUCUUUUGGUUUAAUUAGAUAUAACGUAGUUGUAGAGAUCAAACUUAUAUAUCUUUUAUUCUUUGAAGUUUUGAGUUUUAUGUACUUUAUAUUGAUCAAAUGAUAAAUUUCUCGGUUGCAUCAAUAUUUUUUUUUUAUCAUAGACGGACAGUUCUCAA
Messenger RNA from Cucumis melo (muskmelon), 1018 nucleotides. Its product is annotated as bidirectional sugar transporter SWEET16-like. Gene Ontology annotation, cellular component: membrane. The record is from RefSeq and is a predicted model, not a curated record. Gene Ontology annotation, molecular function: sugar transmembrane transporter activity. The transcript has 6 exons. Bases 13 to 765 code for a protein of 250 amino acids. Lineage: Eukaryota; Viridiplantae; Streptophyta; Magnoliopsida; Cucurbitales; Cucurbitaceae. Gene Ontology annotation, biological process: carbohydrate transport.